Molecule: messenger RNA, 816 nt
Organism: Neoarthrinium moseri
Lineage: Eukaryota; Fungi; Ascomycota; Sordariomycetes; Amphisphaeriales; Apiosporaceae
Exons: 2
Coding region: 1-816 (271 amino acids)
Biological process (GO): positive regulation of ribosomal protein gene transcription by RNA polymerase II
Molecular function (GO): DNA-binding transcription factor activity, RNA polymerase II-specific; RNA polymerase II cis-regulatory region sequence-specific DNA binding
Source: RefSeq, a predicted model, not a curated record
AUGUCAUCGUCGUUGGGGCGAGGCCCCGCGCAACCGAUGCCGUCGAUGCCGAUGCUGGUGACCGAGGACCAGCUGAUGGGCAGAAGCCCAGAGCAGCUCAUCGCGACCAUCAUCCAGAUCCAGGCCCAGCAUCAGCAAUAUGUCGCGACCAUAUCGGCGCAGUACGAGAGCAUCACCCAGCAGCUGAAUGAUCUGAGGGGCAGCCUGGCAACCCUGUACAGCGGACAGGCGUCGCAGUACCAGGCCGCUGUUUCGCAGCUCCAACUGUCGCCUCCUGGCUACCCGGACCCUAGAUCCUCGAGACCGGUAGUAACCCCGACGUCGGUGCCUCCUCAGCAAGUAUCACAGGGUCCCCCGCGACCACCCGCCUCCCACGCGACUCCGCGGCCGGCCAGGCCGCCGCCGCAUUCGCCUCUGAACAGCCAUCCAGAUCCACGUUUGCUCCCAAAACAGCACAGCCUACAGGCCCCACAAACGCCUGGCCCGCCUUCGUACGACUAUAGGACGGUCGGGACCGUCGACGAGGUCUGGAAAGAAUACAGGGAAGGCAUCGACGGCCAGCCUGCCAUCGAGGACCUGGACGCCAACUGGGGCUCGCGAUGGCGACCUGAGCCUCGCGGCCGAACUUGGUACUCGCGACGAAAGGUGAUCUGGGACAAGAUCAAGGAAUACAUGGCCGAAGGCAUGGCAGAAGACGAGGCAGUGCGGGAAGUAGAGAAGCUACGAGACGGCGGUACCAUCAACAAAUUGAUUCGCCUGUUGCAAGACGAGCGCAAGGAUAAGGGCAUUGCCGAUGACAGCACAGGCGGCGCAUAG